CUCGGAGAUAAAACCAUAGCAACUAAAAGCACUGCCCCCUAGCGACCAUCUUCCUUUUAGACCUGGCCGACACUUAACACCAGAAAGUUUACCAUCGCCACUCAGCCGUAUAGUCAACAACACUGACGAUAAACUCUUUGAGUGCCAGCCAUGGGCUUCAGUCUGGAGAUGAGCGUCCUACAGUAGCUGUCUCCAGUGGACAGCUGCUCUGACGGGUCCUGCAUGGCGGUCCCGGUCCAGUUCCUGUGCCGGGGACUUCGCACAGUUGGACUAGUUCUCCUCUACUAUGUCUUCUCCAUAGGCAUCACGUUCUACAACAAAUGGCUGAUGAAGGGCUUCCAUUAUCCCCUCUUCAUGACAUUAGUUCACCUCACCAUCAACUUCUGCCUGUCCGCUGUGACGCGGCGGUCCAUGCAGUGGUGGACAGGAAAACCCCGCAUCGUUCUGAGCUGGAACGAUUACAUCAAGAAAGUGGCUCCCACAGCCAUUGCAACAGCGCUGGACAUUGGACUUUCCAACUGGAGCUUCCUCUUCAUCACCAUUAGCUUGUACACCAUGACCAAAUCCUCGGCGGUGCUCUUCAUCCUCUUCUUCUCCUUGAUCUUUAAACUAGAGGAGCCAAACCCAUUCCUGAUCCUGGUGGUCCUGUUGAUCUCCAGCGGCCUGUUCAUGUUUACGUUCCAGUCGACCCAGUUCAACUUGGAGGGCUUCAUCAUGGUGCUGCUGGCGUCCUUCAUAGGGGGGAUCCGCUGGACCCUCACUCAGGUCCUCCUGCAGAAAGCAGAGCUGGGCCUUCAGAAUCCAGUGGACACCAUGUACCACCUACAGCCCCUCAUGUUCCUCGGCCUCUUCCCCCUCUUCCUGUUCAACGAAGGGCUCAGCCUCAGUACCUCAGACAAAUUAUUCCGGGUGACGGAGCUCACUCCUCUCCUCUCCAUGGUCUUCAUGCUGAGUAUCGGCGGCGUGCUGGCCUUUGGUUUGGGCUUCUCAGAGUUCCUGCUGGUCUCCCGAACCUCCAGCCUCACUUUGUCCAUAGCAGGGAUCUUUAAGGAGGUUUGCACUCUGGUUUUAGCUGCGUCUACAGGAGAUAAGAUGAGCCUGCUGAACUGGCUCGGCUUCGCUAUGUGUGUGUGCGGCAUCUCGCUGCACGUAGGACUCAAGACAUAUUACUCCAAAAAUAAAGGUCCUUCUUUAAGGCAGCUUCCCGCUAAGAGCCCAGAGCUGGAGCUGCCUUUACUGUGGCAGAACGGAGAUAAAGGCGAGGACUCGGCGGCCGACGAAGACGAGGAGGAGGAGGUCACUCUGCACUGACCAGGUCCCUCGCGGCGCUCGCUCCGCCACAACCCUCCCCCUGCAGAGGGUCCCACGACGAAGAAGCGUAAAUGUGUGAAUGUGUCGGGUUCCAGAGACGCUGCACUUCCACAGGCGUGGGGGGCCUCCUUAUCGGCCCGUACGAGAGCUGUGGACUUUGAACGUGACACAAAUUAUGAUGUUUCAGCCUCAGGGGAGGUUCAAGAUGUAGCGAAUACAUGGUACAUGAUAUAUGGAGACGGGGAGAAAGAGACGGCUUUUAAAGGGACACUUUGACACCUCGGAUUGCGGCGCGUCAUAUUUUUCUCUGGAAGGAACCGUGGGAUCUCGCGGAAGAUUUAUGACGUGUGGGAAAAAAUCCUCUCCUGGUAUCCAGGCGGAGAAUAUUUCCUCUCUAAAUAAUGUUUGGAAGAGGAAAUCCUUAAUUUAUUCUGCGUUCACUGAUGCCUCAGAUUCCUUCAGGUUGUGGACUGAGUCACCAAAGCUACAAGGAGACGUCUGUAGAGCUACAACAAAAGCUUCUUAUCACAGUUAAAUCUGCAAAUGACUUUUCUGGAUUCAUUAAUUAACAGUUUUCUUUUAAAAUGUGAGUUUCCUAAAGCUUUAAAAUGUCUUUUUAAAGUAAAUUUCCUGAUGGCCUGUGUUCGUUAUUUCCGCUAUAGAAGACGUUUUUAAUGUUCUUCACGGCUUUUAAGAGUCAAGUUUAAUGGAAAAAAAAACAUUUCAGUGGGUUUUAUCCUCCUACGUCCGAACACAUUUUCAAUAAUAACAAUUUUCAACAAUAAUCUUUAGCCGUGCCAGCGGGAAAAGAAUCAAACAUUCCUUUUGUGCGUUUAAUGGGUUUCCCGGGUUGGACACUAUCGACUGAAUAAGUGUUUAAUGUUUUGCAGCCUUUUGAGUCUUGGUUUGAAGAAAUGUGAGUGGACAUUAAUGUGCCUUAAACAGCAGCGGCAGCAAACAAGGAAUCAAAGGAGUCGUUUAAAAACUGAUCAGCGCAGCCGAAUUACUUGAGUUUAAAGCCAUUUGUUAAAGGUUUUCUGUAAAAUUAACUAUUGUUGCAAAUAAAAGGGAUGAAGAAAGAAA
Messenger RNA from Mugil cephalus (flathead mullet), 2394 nucleotides. It is a transcript of the gene slc35h1, whose product is annotated as solute carrier family 35 member C2. NCBI's taxonomy places the organism in Eukaryota, Metazoa, Chordata, Actinopteri, Mugiliformes, Mugilidae. The transcript is spliced from 10 exons. The record is from RefSeq and is a predicted model, not a curated record. The coding region runs from base 223 to 1311 and encodes 362 amino acids. Gene Ontology annotation, molecular function: antiporter activity. Gene Ontology annotation, cellular component: Golgi apparatus; cis-Golgi network; endoplasmic reticulum-Golgi intermediate compartment. Gene Ontology annotation, biological process: UDP-glucose transmembrane transport.